CCUCACUGAAUCUUUAACGUUCACCUAAAGGCUAACAGGGAGUCCAAUUAUUUAAUCUGAAAGAGGACAUCCAGAAACCUUAACUUGCUUUCUCUCCAUGGAUACUGCCUGACCCGCUGUGAUCGCCAGCAUUUUCUGUUUUCAACUGUUCCUCUGCACAGCUCAGCAACGUCAGUCCAGAAUACAGUACACACUCAAGGCAAUGGAGUGGGUACCGACGGAUAUUACAAUUCUCAAAAAUAGAGGAAUAAAGAUACGCUGGUGGUUACGGUUAAAUCUGUUACCGAAGAGCGGGAGAGUUGGGCGGGAAUUGGAGCAGGAGAUUUGAAAUUUGCUGCGCUAUUGAUGGAAAUUCAUGAAGAAUUCAGAAUGAAUGGAUGUCUCUUGGUGAGGCACUCGCACAUGUAGAAGGAAAAACACGUAUGGUGUAUAUUUUAGGUUUGUGAUUCCAGUUCUCGGUUGAGUAAGUUUACUAGACACCCGACUCAUAAAUCAAAGAGUGCAGACUGAAGCCGAACCUCUACAACAAGCGCAGAGGUUUGGGGCCUCUUUAAAUAAAACGUGAAGCUCCGUUCAGUUCCGCCUGUCCCCCGGAGCCACGGCAACAGCGGUGUAUCCAAAUCGAACCUGGCCCCGGAUUGGCUGUUAGCCCUAACCCUGGACACCGUUGCUAACAACGUUGCCUCUUGAAAUAAACAACAUUUUCUGAAACACAAAAACAAAUUGCUGGAGAAAUUCGGCAGGUCUGGCAGCAUCUGUGGAAAGAGAAACAAAGAUAACGUUUGGAGUCCGGUGACCCCUUAUUCAGGGCAGCACUUUCUGGACAAACGUUUCGGUUCCGGCUCUCACUGCACUCUCCAGCUGGGAUAAUCUAGAAGAUAACAAUGCCUCGUGGGAGUGCCUCAAGCAAUCAUUCCAAUGCAAGUAAUGGAGACAUGGAGGGACUUGCUGAAACAGAGUUGGCAAAGCUGCAGCAUCAGUUUCGAAUCAUGGAAGGAGACCGCCAGGCCUACACGCUUGAGUCACAGCAGCUGCUCAGGAAACAGUUGGCGGAAAUUGAGAACCUGGAAAAGGAACGUGAGGAGCUAAUGUUGAACCUAAGGCUGUUAGACAGUAAACACAACCAGAAAGAGGACCAGGAAAACAUUGAAAGUGUUCAGAAUAUGCUCAGCUACCAGGAAGAACUGGAGGACCAAAUUGCUAGAGAGAAGCAAAUGAUCAUGGAUCUUGAACAUGAGAUAAAAAUAUUGAAGCAAAAGAUCUUUGAGCAGAAGAAGGGCUUGAGUAAAAAUGUAAAUGUUCAACUGAUGAAUGAACAAGCAGUGAAGAACAUUGGAAUCAUGGAGGACAGGUUGGACAGGGCCCUGGGCAAGUUUAAUACCCAGCUUACGAGGAAUGGGGAGUUGAGGGAGCAGAUUGACACUCUACGUGUUGAGCGUGGAAGGUUUGAGCAGCUCCAGAAGAAACUGGGAAAAGAACUUCUCGAGAUUCGAAAGGAAAUUGGUUCUGUGAUUGACACUUCAACUGCUGCAUACGAAGCUAGGGAUGAGGCACAGACAAAGAUGCAGCAAAUUAAGGAGAAGGCAGAAAAGGACCUGGCACUGCAUGCGGCUGAGAUGAAGGAACUUCAAAGAGUUAUUGACCACGAUAGGAAACUGAAGGAGUUUAUGGGAAUUAAAACUCAGGAGCGAUUGAGUGAAGAUGAGGCAUUACACGGCUUCCACAAGCGAGAACGUGGAGACUCAGCAAGGAAAAAGAAGGACACAAGGGAAGAGACUGUGGAGAUGUAUGAAGCUGCCUUCCAGCAGAUCCGAGCACUCACAGGAGAGGACAAUCUGAAUGUGGUGGUGGCAAAGUUCAAAGAAGUGGAAGAUCGGAACUUUGCAUUGUUUAAUUACAUCAAUGAGCAGAACAGUGAAAUUGAGAGACUGCAGGAGGAGAUUGCUGAUAUCCAGGCACAAAUUGAAGUCUUCAAAUCACAAGAACAACAAAGGGAGCAAGAACAUAAAGUUAUUCUAAAGAAGAUCGAAACUCAACAGGAGGAAGCAAGCAAACAGGCCACCAAAUAUGACAACAGAAUCAAAGGGAUCAGAAAAAUACUCGACCAACUCAAAGAAAAAAUUGAUUCACUAUUUAAUGGAAUGAGCUGUGAUCGAUCUGUUUUGGAUGAAAUGUUGGGAUCUUCAUCUGGAAUCCGGGAUAAUAAUGUAAUGCAGUACCUGGGCCUCAUUGAACAGCGCACCAAUGAACUACUGUCUAUCCAAUCCUAUCUUGCAUCUAAGGAUUAUGACAAGCCUUAUGACCCACGGGAAGCUGCCAUUUUGUUAAUGGGCCAGAAUCUGAAAAAGCCUCCACCACCGGUUUACAUUGAACCUCCCAGCACAGGAAAUGAUAAUGACAGUGACGUGGAGUCUCCAGUGACUGAUGAGGAGGAGAGGCCCCUGACUCAGAAUGAACUACGGCAAAGAAUAUUGAAAGGGGUGAUGAAGAAAGAAGCAAAGGCUUUAAAGAAAAGCAGCCAUUAUGACCACUAACUGCAAAAGUUCUGAAGGCCUCAAAGCAGUACUAUCAACCAAGAAAUGCUGAAGAAGAUUAUAUUCACAAGAUUUACCACUUCAUGCUUACAGAAAUGACCAUGACUGCACCAUAUUCUCUUUCCAGUCUCUUUACUCAGUAUGUUUUUUCCCUAAAUUUGUUCAUGGGAUGUGGGCAUCACUGGCUAGGCCAUCUCUAAAUGCCCUGGAGGAAGUGAUGGCGAGUUGCCUUCUUGAACCAGUGUAAUCUUUGGCAUGUGUAGACACUCACAGUGCUGUUCGGAAGGGAGUUCUGUGUUGACUCUUUGCUGGCUAUCAAUUUUAGAUCACAGUGCAUUUUUUUAAUUAGAAGUCCUUGUAAAUGCAGAAUAAGCAUGAAUGGAAUUAAAUCAUUGCCCCUUGUAUAAUUCUGCCGAGAGGAACUUGCCAGGUCACUCUAAAUAGUAUUAGCUAUGAAUUUGCUUAUAGAUGCAGAUUGUUGAAGCUGAGAAUUGGAAACUCCAAGAGUUAAUUAAUUGGGAUAAUCACGGUCAUGGAAACACUGCAGGUCAUUAAUAGUAAUUGCUACAGUUCAAUAUUUAUAAUAAGCUAUUCUUUUGUAAUUAAAUAGCGAGAAGCAUAUUGCCUCUUUGAUUCAGUGAGUAUGAUUCAGUCUGGACAGUGACUUCACCAGAUCUUUC
Messenger RNA from Chiloscyllium plagiosum (whitespotted bambooshark), 3214 nucleotides. RefSeq names its product outer dynein arm docking complex subunit 1 (gene odad1). Lineage: Eukaryota; Metazoa; Chordata; Chondrichthyes; Orectolobiformes; Hemiscylliidae. Gene Ontology annotation, cellular component: axoneme. The record is from RefSeq and is a predicted model, not a curated record. Gene Ontology annotation, biological process: outer dynein arm assembly; cilium movement.